This is a messenger RNA of Alternaria alternata, 1252 nucleotides long. RefSeq lists its product as hypothetical. The record is from RefSeq and is a predicted model, not a curated record. Lineage: Eukaryota; Fungi; Ascomycota; Dothideomycetes; Pleosporales; Pleosporaceae. The transcript has a single exon. The coding region runs from base 105 to 926 and encodes 273 amino acids.
CCUGUCAUUCUCAACUCGUUUGUGUACUCUUGAGUUUCUUCGUCGGCAUCAUCGCUUGCCGUCAAUAUCAUCGUAAUCUUCUGAACCACCUUCGCUCUCGAAAAAUGGCCAACGACACUCUGGCGCCGCAUCUCCUCACUAUACCACGCGAACUUCGAAAUAACGUAUACACAUACCUUUACCAUGAGGUCAGUCUGUGGUGGGAUUGGGGCAAAGGGCAAGACUGUCGCAAGGGUCACAUCGUCAACCAAGUUUCUGUACGAUUCCACAAUGCACCCUGCAGCAAUGUCAUUCGCGCACACUCUCGAUUAUGCCACGAAUACAUCGAAUCUGCGCCUAUGAAAGAUCUCUCGGCGACGAUUGAAGUGUAUCCUUCGAUAUACACAAAUGUGAGCACCGACAAAGAUGUUGACCUUGGCGUUCUCUCGAAAGGAGUGACUAGUGCCUUCAAAAACCUUCGAAACAUCACAAUUUUUCUCACUUAUAUCGACGCUUUAUCAAGGAGCUAUGUACCUGGUGCUGAGAUGUGGGCUAGCAUCGAAAGACUCAUCGGAGCAAUCAAACAUGAAGCUCCGCACUUGUCAAAUGUUCGGGUGGCAUUCAAACACAACUCAGGUCCUGAACUGGCCCGCCCCGAACAACAAUAUGAUACCUUCGCUACCCCUGAUUUCCUACCUGGGCCACCAGACAGUCUGGUCGAGUUCUCGUUAGUACAGCGUGCAGAAGGACACCACAUACUACGCCAAAGACGCGGAUCAUCAACUAGGAACACGGUACUCAAGUAUGGCGCAUAUGUUUUCAGUUCGGCAUAUGCUAAACCCGCUUACAUAACAUCGAAAGAAAUUGCGGAAAAGUGGAAUGUUGGGUUUGAUGGACCAGUAUGGAGGGAGAAGCGAGGCAAGGAAGAUGCAAAAGAGUGGUUUUAAUCUUUGGUCUGCGACUUCUUGUCUAUUGAUACGAAGAUUGAACAGGGACAUAAUGUAGCUUGGGCUCUUACCAAAGAGCCCAAAGUGGGAUGCUGCCGGCGCAGAGCUGGAUUCUGUGUGGUCUGUACGAUCGCUAGCUGGUAAUCUUUGUCUUCUAGGACAUCAUCUGCUAUCAUCUUGAACCCACGAGUCGCUUCCAAGGUCGCGACUACAUGCCAUCUCUCUCACUCGUUGCUCUUCCCUAGCACUGAGGCGGUGUCGGCUACAGCGGUGUGGCUCUUGAUAAUCCUUCGAAGCACUUUGAAGGCCACACUUUCGUCAACGGC